AUGGCGGAGGAAGAAGAGGAAGAAGAACUUUCGCGGUUGACGAGCGGUGGGAGUUCUUCAACGAAGAAUAAACACGGGUGGAUAAUCGUUGAACCGAGGACGUUGCGAGCGAACGCGACGGCGAUUAAAGCGGCGGGGAUUGAUUGGAAAACGACGAGAGGGAUGCAGAUGGUGGGCGAGUGGACCGCGCUGGCGGCGGCGAAGUAUCGAUUGGCGAAAUCGAGGGAAGUGCCUGAAUUGAGAGCGUUUGCGUUCGUGAGAGAAGUGUUGGUUGGAGAAGAGGGAGAUGAAGAUGGAGGCGAAGAGGUUGGGUACGAAGAACGAGUGAGAUACGGACACGGUGGCGUGCAGUUAGAGUUAUUCGACGACGAGGACGAAAUAGACGACGAAAUAGAUACGGUGUUGAAAAAUUUAUCGGUUGAUGAAGAAGAAAUGAGCAAUCGCGCUUCCACGAGCGAUGAAGACGACGACGACGAAGAAGAAGAAGAAGAAGGCAGCGAAGACGAAGAGAGCGACGUCAUAGAAAAGAAACACGUAUCGGCGAAUCGUGAAAAUGCAAAACCGUUCUCGCUUCGAGUUCGACUCGCCUCGAGCGGUGGCGUCCUGGUUACGUUUCGACUCCCGAACGUUUUCGAGAAUUCAAUAUUCAACGUGACUUCCUCGUAUAGCAACGACGAAGAAAACAAGAAAAAGUAUAAGAAAUCAAGAAAUGCGAAUAGAAUAGGAAAAGGCGUCGACGAUGCGAUAACGUUCAAGUUUUGGGCCAAUCCGUCGAGUUUAGCCGAAGCGUUGUCCUCGCCGGACGCGCUUUUGAAGGUGCACACAUCGUCUUCCGUGUCUUCGGUCUCGAUGUCGGGAUUGUUACAGAAGCCAACCGUGAAAGAGUCUCUCGUGAUUCGCGAAGAACAGGAGAAAGUGCGUCUCGAACUCACGCUUUCGGAUUUAUCUUCCUCGUUUUCUUCGCCUCACUUUGUCGAAGAGGACGAAGAGCAGGAAAACUUUGAACCGAAGCCGAGACCGCCUUUGGCUGCGCGCAACCCGAAACCGACAGAUUUUCACGACCGCAUUCGCCGAACGCGAGCGAAUAUUCUUCUUCAACAACAACAAUAUAAGAACAAGCAACAUCGGCAGUCGCAGCCGUCGCAGCAGCAGCUACAACAACCGACUUUGUCUAUGUAUAGCUUCCCAUCCGAAGACGACGUUCGAAACACUCAGGAAUACAACGCCGCUUUCGCGCUCGAGAGCUGGAAGCGCGAACGCAUGCUUGCCUGGGAGAGCAAGUUCACCGAGGAAGCUACCAAACGCAUGCAAUCGCUCGAGGAAGCCUGGAAGCAACGCGAAAUUCAAAGGAACAAAGAAUUCGAACUCUCGUCUCGUCGUGCGAAAGACGCGGAAAACAAAUUGAAAGAACUCACACGAAUGUUGGAAAAUCGGGAACGGGAAGUCGUUCGAGCGGAAGAAACUAUUGAACGACGCAAGAAAGAACUCGAACGAGCGCACAUCUCAAAAACAGAACAAUUAAAGCGCGAGUACGCUACGAAGGAAGAAACGUUAGAGAAGAAAGUUGAAAACGCCAUCCGAGACCAGAAAACGUCCAAGAAGGAGCGCGACGACGCGACGAAGAAAGCGGCUAAGCUUGAAAAGCAAAAGCGCGAGAUUGAAGACAUGUUUUCCGAGUACAAGAAGAGCUAUUUCCAAAGUGAUGUGGCUAAAUUGAACAGCGAGAUUGCGACGUUACGGCCGCGAUUAGAAUCGGCGGAAAGUGCGCUGGAAGACGCGAGUUCGAGUCGAGACCGCUUUCGAGUCCAAAUGCGAAAAAUGGCUGCGCAGAUUGUUGCGUUAGAGCGCGAGAAGGCGCAGCUACGAGACGCGUUGGAGAAAACCGGAGGUGUUUUCCCGAACCGCGCGCACGUGGCGCCAGAUUCGUCAUCGCUCAUGAUGGAUGUGAGCAGCGCUUUCCGAGGAAGUGAAAGUGAGUACCGCGGCUUUGGCGGCGGCGACGACGUCGGGAACAUUUCUUUUGCGGGUAAGAGUAAAAAUACCAAGAAAGCUUCUUCUUCUAUUUCGGGAGGAGUCGACGCUCGCUUAGACGCGCUUCUCGCAUCUGAGAGAAUGUCAUCGUCCACGUUCAAAAAGGACGAGGAUAUUGAAAUUCCACGGGCGAAUCACCAUCCAAUGUCGAUGGUUGAAAAGCGAGCGUUGGAAAAAGAAGUUCGACGUUUGGUCAACGAAAGAGGUGAUUUGAUGCGCACGGGGGCGUAUUCUUCGAACGACCGAGCGAUAUCGUUAAUAGACGAACGAAUCGAGGAGCUCUCGAUGCAAAUUAGCGCUUAG
Messenger RNA from Bathycoccus prasinos, 2334 nucleotides. RefSeq lists its product with no specific name. Gene Ontology annotation, biological process: positive regulation of centriole elongation; interkinetic nuclear migration; centrosome cycle. The record is from RefSeq and is a predicted model, not a curated record. Gene Ontology annotation, cellular component: centrosome; centriole. Lineage: Eukaryota; Viridiplantae; Chlorophyta; Mamiellophyceae; Mamiellales; Bathycoccaceae. The transcript has a single exon. Bases 1 to 2334 code for a protein of 777 amino acids.